Molecule: messenger RNA, 462 nt
Organism: Gymnodraco acuticeps
Lineage: Eukaryota; Metazoa; Chordata; Actinopteri; Perciformes; Bathydraconidae
Product: transmembrane and death domain protein 1-like
Exons: 4
Source: RefSeq, a predicted model, not a curated record
AUGAAAGACUGGGACCUCUGGCUCUUCUUCGUCUUUCUCAAACUGAGUUCCUCUCAGGGCGAGGACACAGUGGCAGAGGACAUUGGCGUCCAUCAGCUGCAGAGGUUAGUGGAGAUGUUGACGUCUAGAGAGUGUGAGGAUCUUCUGAGGACCCUGUCUCACCCCGAGGAGAACAUCUUCCAGCACCUCGAACGCCUCGCACCGGAAAAUAAUCAACUAGAUCUGAAACCUCGAGCCAAGAGAGACACCUCUUCAUCUCAGGAUCUGGAGGCAAAGUGCCGGGCGGCGCUGACUGACUGGCUGCUGAAGAACGGAGAGCAGACGUACCAAGACAGGCUGACUCGAGCCCUGCAUCACAUCGGGAGGACAGACAUCGCCAUCGAAGUUGGGGAAGAACAUCAACCAGGACAAAGCCUUGAGCUUGAAGCGCUACGUCGAAGACUAUCACAAAUAUGUCCAAUC